This is a messenger RNA of Hyalella azteca, 2944 nucleotides long. RefSeq names its product intraflagellar transport protein 52 homolog (gene IFT52). NCBI's taxonomy places the organism in Eukaryota, Metazoa, Arthropoda, Malacostraca, Amphipoda, Hyalellidae. Gene Ontology annotation, biological process: intraciliary transport; cilium assembly. Bases 274 to 1602 code for a protein of 442 amino acids. Gene Ontology annotation, cellular component: centriole; cilium; intraciliary transport particle B. The transcript is spliced from 11 exons. The record is from RefSeq and is a predicted model, not a curated record.
GGUAUAUAGCAUGCGGUGUUAGCUCUCAGCCUGUCUUACAUAAUAGUUUAUUCUAUAUAGGAGCCUUCAUGAAGAUUGUGCUUUAACAACAGUAGUAAGAACCCUUUUUAGGAAUUUGAGCUCUUGAAAUUAUUUGUUUGUUGCUGAAUAUUGUUACAUUUUGGAGAGAAAUAGGACAUAUAGUCCACCUACUAUCAUUAAUAGGUACGUGUAGUAAAGCUGAUAAAAAAAAGCUGUCCGUCUGCAGGGAAAAGGAACUAAUAGCUGAUCGUCAUGCCGCCCAUCUCCGAAGUCAUUCCGUCAGAUCCCGAGCGAUCUCUGAACAACACGAUCCUCUUCAGUGAGAGCAAGAACGAACUCUUCAGACUGCAACAGGAACUUAAGUCCUUGCACCGCAAACUUAAGAGCCAAUGGAAGGUCACAAGCUCGACAGAGCCGCUGACGAAGGCAAGCCUGUCGUCAGCAGGACUGGUGGUGCUAGGCUGUCCCCGUCAGCCGUUCACGGACCUGCAGUUUGCAGCGCUGCGUCGUCACGUCGAGGACGGCGGCGCUCUGCUGGUGCUGGUCGAGGAGGGCGGCGAGAAGAAGGCUAACACUAACAUCAACUUCUUGCUCGAGGAGUUCGGGAUAUCUGUUAAUAAUGACUCGGUGGUACGCACCUGCUACUACAAGUACUUCCACCCCAAAGAAUGUCUCAUCACCAACGGCGUCCUGAACAAAGCCAUCCUUCAGGCGUCUGGUAAAGCCAUCCCUGGACUCCUCACUGACGAGUCCCUUGCCACAAGGCUGAUGUCGUUCGUGUACCCCUUCGGUGCGACGCUGAACGUCAAGAAGCCCGCCGUGGCCGUACUGUCUACCGGUAGCGUGUCCUUCCCGCUCAAGCGUCCUGUUUGUGCAUUUUCCGAGCACCCAACGAGCCGCGGUCGCGUAGCAGUGCUAGGGUCAGGCCACAUGCUCACCGACCACUACAUCGACAAGGAGGAGAACUCCAAGAUCAGAGACGUCAUCUUCCAGUACCUCAUCACGCCUGACUUCAAACUCGAUCAGAUUGAUGCGGAUGAUCCGGAGGUUUCCGACUACACGAUGACCCCUGACAUCUUCGGUCUCUCUGAAAACCUGCAAAAUUGUCUUCAAGAAUCAGAAGAAGUGCCCGCCGACUUCACUCAGCUCUUCCAUGCUAAGUUGACCAACAUAGACAUGGAGCUGGUGCCGGCAGCCAUUGAAUGCUACAGCAAACUUAACCUGAAACACGAGCCUCUCCGCCUCAUUACGCCUCAGUUCGAAACGCCUCUGCCUCAGCUGCAUCCUGCUGUUUUCCCUCCUUCGUUCCGGGAGCUGCCUAAUCCUAGCCUCGAACUUUUCGAUCUUGACGAGGCUUUCAGCUCAGACAAAUCCCGGCUUGCUCAGGUGACGAACAAGUGUAAAGACGAGGACCUGGAAUACUUUGUGCGAGAGUGUGGGGACAUAUUGGGCAUCACCGUUAACCUACCCCCUACUUCCCGUUCUGCCAAGCACAUACUCGAGUACGCCUUAGCGCAGCUCGUCGAGUUCAAAAAGCUAAACCAGGACCUUGAUUCGUUUGCGAGGAGUCGGGAUCUGUGAGGUGCUAAUUGUGCACUGCUGGUGGGACCAAUUAUUUUUCGUCUCAAAGUAUCAUUUAAGUGUGGGAACUGGAAACGAAAAUUUUGGUUCUUCAUCAGCAAUUUGCUACAACUGAAAUAUGUAAUACUUCGAGUCAGAAUUUGAAGAAUGAAUCUGGGAGUUCUCAAGUCAGAAUUUAUCGAAGGAUCUGAUUCCUUUUGUGACUCGGUUUAAUUUAUUAAGGAACAUUUUCUCGCCAGAUUGUAAAUGAAGAGAUCCUCACGUUGGCCGAGUAGGAUCUAAUAUAGGAGCUUCUAGUCACAUUAGUGUAAAAGGACUGGCGCUUUCAACUGAUGCAUGUAGAUUUAUUAAAUAUAUAACAACGUGAGAAUAAAGCACCUCCACUCAAUCUAACGUGUGUCAACUUGACUCAUUUUGGUGAACCAACAGUCUGUCAAAAAAAAAAACUUUUUUUAUAGCCAUUUGGCCCCUGACGGGUCCCCUUAAAUUGGCCUAGCCGCGACUCACUUGUGGAUGUCUUGUACGCUGGUUUUAGGAUAGCCACCUUCGUCCUAAUGAGCAAUCCCAACCCACUCAUUUCCUCUAGUGUGAUCAGUUAGAUAGAUAUGAUGUGUUUAAUAAUUAUCAGCGCACAUAUUGCACAUUGUUCUUCAAUAUUAAUAUUGAGCAAAGUUAACAUAUAAGAGUAUAUCAUUGGUAGGUUUUCUUCAACAAUCGUCGAAUAAGUUUGAGAAUAAGGCUUUAGGAUGUAAGGCGGCUCGCUUUCCAACGUUUUCUAAGAAAUUGUAUCUCAACUCAUUCUGUUUUAUUAUUAUUCACUAAGUUCACGUCAAAUGCAUUAUCUUUUGUGCUUCUUUCAAUCCUCGAGUGUUUGAAGAAGCGUCAAGUUGAUGCGGUUUAACUAGGAUACUCUAGUAAGUAUUAAGGAUAGCUAGGGCACCCCUAAAUGUCUUGAUAGGAUACCCUGAUGAAUAUUUAGGACAGCUAGGAUACCAUAAAUUUAUCACCUUCUUCCUAUAGUAGGAUCACAUUUUCAAGAGUAAUAUCCAAUUAAAUGCAAUAAAGUGUUCAACAAAUCGUCAUAAGCAAUGUAGAUCCGACCGAAGGGCUUUGGUGCAGCGACCUUGGUCAACAUGUUUUUAAUUCUAUGCAGCUUUCUAUUUUCAUUUUUUUAUAUUGCACAUGAAAUAUUUAAUUUUGACAAUUCAAUAAGUUCAAUUGGCAAAAUUUUACGGCUUGUCAUGAGGUAAUUUUUGACGUCAGCGUUUAUAAUACCUUAACUCUUACGCUAUUUAAUUUACGAACUCGAUUCACCGGUAUGAGUAUAUAUUGAUAUCUGAUU